Aureobasidium subglaciale EXF-2481 is the source of this 2291-nucleotide messenger RNA. RefSeq lists its product as uncharacterized. The transcript has 7 exons. Gene Ontology annotation, molecular function: DNA-binding transcription factor activity, RNA polymerase II-specific; zinc ion binding; transcription cis-regulatory region binding. Gene Ontology annotation, cellular component: nucleus. NCBI's taxonomy places the organism in Eukaryota, Fungi, Ascomycota, Dothideomycetes, Dothideales, Saccotheciaceae. Gene Ontology annotation, biological process: regulation of DNA-templated transcription. The record is from RefSeq and is a predicted model, not a curated record. Bases 236 to 2164 code for a protein of 642 amino acids.
UUGUUUCAGCCAGGAGAGCAACUCCUUGUGACUCGCUCCAUUGAAAUCUGGAGACCCACCUUGUUUUGUGAAAAUUAGAUUCCAGCCUUGCAGAUCGGGCGCUUUUGAGUUGUAUCUCGUUGUAUGAUCGUGCAAAGGGGAACCGUGUGUCAGUCAACCACAAAGCCACCAUUCUCGCCACUGCCUAAGGCAGAUCUCCUGAUGUGUCCCACGGUCAAAUUAAUCUAGGCUACACAUGAAGAUGGCAGACGAGUCGCCCAGACAAUUCCUAGCAGGAGUGGGUAACAAGAAGAAGGCAUGCACUGAAUGUCGGCAACAGAAGGCUAAAUGCGAUGCACAUUUGAACAUAGGAGAUGCUUGUUCACGUUGUAAGAGGAUUGGGCUGCGGUGCACUAUAUCCGCCCCGUUCAAGAGAGAGAACAAACGCCAGAGACUGUAUGAACUCGAACAUGAAACAGACUCCCUACGGAAUCGGCUCGUGACAGAAAGUCGGCAGCUCGGAGCAACCGAGACCCCACAGACAGAGCAGCAUCACAACGAACUUGACGAUUCUUUCCAUCUCGAAGCUGUCAACACGACAAGACAUCGUUUGCUCAGUACGAUAUCCCCCACUCAAAACCUUGGCUUACUACCCCCUGCCACGCCUUCGCAUACGAUUUAUGCACCGCUCAAUAUCAAAGCGCCAACAACUACCCCUCGAACUCUGGACGGAGUAACAGUUUCCGCCAGUGAUAUCAACAAUAUCUUUGAGUUGUACUUUCGCGAUUACGCCCAGUUUCUACCAAUACUUGACCCCAAGCUAUCGCCUGAUUCGUGUUACCAGCAAUGUUCUCUCUUAUUCUGGACCGUGAUCGGAACAGCCUGCAGGAGCUAUGCGCAGAAUCCGACUCUGCUGAGCGCGUUGACAAAGAGCAUCACCUGUUUAGCGCUUUUGUCUGUUACUCUCACCAAAUCGCCUCUACAACGUGCACAAGCGUUUAUGCUGUUGGUGACCUGGCCUUUGCCCGAUGCUGUUGAGACUAAUCAGCAGGAGACCAACUUCGUGCUGGCUGGUCUCCUAUUGCACCUGGCUCAAAGAAGUGGCUUACAUGUGCCCGCUGGUUCUGACGAAUUCUUUAGGGCUAAGAUGCCCAAUCUCCCUGACAUAGGCAUCGUUAGACGUUCUGAACUCUGGGCACAUAUCGUGCUAAUAUAUCAGAGGAGCUGUUUAUGCAAAGGUUUCUUAGCACGUACUUCGGGCGAUGUUUCUCCCGAGAUGAGUCAAUUCCAAGCUCGCCAGCAAACGUUGCCUUCAUCUUUAAUCUUACGGAUAAAGUGGCAAGACCUAUGUGUUCAAUGCGGCUCUGCUGUGUCCGAAAAUGGGAUUCGCAACUUGACUCCUGAUCAGGACCGCUCUCUUUCUAUCAUCAUCAGAACAUACGAGACUCAGAUCAAAAAUCUCGAGUACACUGCUGCAGACGACAGACUCGAAUGUAGCAUUGCGAAGCUAUACAUCAGAAGUCUCUACUUCUUGAAGCAAGACCAUACGUCGUACUUAGCUACUUUCGACAAGAUACAACAGGUCUCUCGCCAGGUUAUAACCAACGUGGACAGCCUCAUGCACCGAGCGUCGAAUCCAGUGUCUCUGCCUCAUCAUAUUGUUUGUGCACUCAUCUUCGCCACUUAUGCUCUAUUGCGAGUGCUCAAGUCGGCUGUGCCUAUUCUCCACAGCGAGCGAGAGGAAGCGAGAGCAUCAUUCUUCCAUGCGCUUGGUCUUGUGAAGAAACUCUCCAUCGACAACAGCGACAUGUGCAACAAUUCGGUCACGUAUCUGACCCAACUUUGGAACAGCUCGCGGGCAUUCAAGAAGGCCGAUGGCUCUGAUCAAUUGAGCUUGAGAGCAAGAAGCAGGCUGAACGGUAGUCACGUCGUGGAUGCUAUCGUUUGGUGGAGAGAGGAGUUUGAUCCUCACCUCAAAGCACAGAUACAAACACUGAGGAACAGUGCUCUUGAUCCGAUGGAGCCUAUACAAACAGGCGUCCAACCCGACCAUAUCGCUCCGCAGGACGAACAAGAUCAGAUGCCAGAUUUUGGAGACACUUCCCUGUUCGACUUUGAUUACUUCAUGAGCGCCGACUUGUCUUUCUCAGAAGGCUUCUUUGACUUUACUGGUUCAAACAAUUGAAUCGUCGGCCAAUGCGAUUCUCGACGAUCGUUGCCGCGGCGAAGCGUGCCAACUGCGAACAGGUCGAAGCCUCCUGACUGGCCAGAACUCCCUCAUUCAAGCUUGUUCCCGCCAACAACCUCGCUAU